GGUGCAAGCCACCAAUGAGGGUGCCAGCAUCCCUGUGGCUGCUACCAUACCGGUCAUUUCAGCCCCGGUGUUGCCUCUGGGUCUGAGCUCUGUCCCGACGGCCAGCGUGAUAAGCCCCUUCGCGACCGCAUCCCUUCCGCUCGACCGAGGGUCACAUUCCCACCAAGCAUGACUCAGUUCAUGAAUGACCCAGCCAACCUACAAGCCAUCCAGGGCUUCGGACAGGUCAUGACCAUGUGCCAGCAGAAUGGGGGGAUGCCUUUCCUCCCUGGUAUGUUCCCGUUCGCUCUUCCAGGCGCGGGAACCAUGCCCCUACAAGCCCCGAUGGCGGUGACGUCGUUCCAGACGCCGGUGCUGCAGCCAUCACCUUUCCAGCCCCAGCUGGUCAGCACCAUGGCCCCUGUCAACUUGGCCGGUGCACUUAACGCUGCAGGGCCGUCGCGUCCCCCGCAAGCUACGGAUCCGCAGGUCACUCCUGACGGUCAUUGCGUCUCGAUUGAGAGCGAUGACGACGAGUGGGACAUCCCGAGGGCCCACAAGAAGAAGAAAGGAAAAAACAUCCGGCCAGCGACCUCCCGAAACUCCGCCUUCGAAAGGCUAGGGGAUAGGGAGGAAGGCCAGAGGAAGUCAGCCAAGCAGAGGCUGGGGCAGAGUGUUGCCCAUGUCAGCGCGUUCGCCCGGCUAGGCGAGGUGCGGGAGGUCGAGCCUGCCCGCACCCGGCGCUCCCGGUCUAACCGGCAGGAGCCAGCGAGGACGAGGGCCUCCCACCAAGAAGGGGAGGCAGAGAGCCAGCCCAGGUUACCAGUGGCGAACCGGUUAACCAUCCCAAACGACCGCAUCCAGCAGAUGGAGGCAAAGCUGGAAAGACUGGAAAAGAAGGUCGGGGAGAGGAAUGACCGGGACAAACCCCUGGCAGGGUCCCCGUUCACCACAAGGGUCCAUCUGACACCUUUCCGGCGAAAGGUCAAGAUUGACGCCCCCAGAUUCACCGGGAAGGAAGAUCCGGAAAUCCAUCUGGACUCCUUCAACCAGAGUGCGACCAUGAACGGUUGCACCGAUGAAGAAAAGUGCCUACUUUUCUUCCAGACCUUGCGGAACCAAGCCACUGAAUGGUUCAAUAAGCUUCGCCCGGGAAGCAUUGACUCGUUCCGUGAUUUGGCCUCAAAAUUCAAGGCCAAAUUCCAGGAGAAUUGUACUAAGAGGAAGAAGUUCACCUAUCUUAGUACAGCCGGGCAGAGGGAGUCUGAGAACCUCACUCAGUUCUUUACCCGGUGGAAGGAAGAGGUUGACAAGGUGGAAGAGAUGGAUGACAAGACCGUCCUAUCCCUCCUCUUGAAUGGCUUGCGUGUUGGAGAACUAUACAAGGAGUUCUGCCGGAAACCCCCAGCCACGUACCAAGAGGCCUACCAUACUGCAUGGAAGUUUGUUGAAGCUGAAACCCAGCUCCGGGCAAAGAGAGAAGCUGAGCAUGGUCACAAGCCCAAGUCGGUGCAAGUCAAGAAGGAAGAAGCACCGGGACCUAGUCGGCCGAGGCACCACUAUGACCCGGUCAUCCGAGUGGUCAAUACAGAAGAAUGCCAAGACGUCCAGAAGGCACCGGUCAUCCCUCUAGAAAACCCUACCGGUCAAGUAGGGCGGCAGUGGUCGGGCACCUAUUGUUCAUACCACAGGUCAGAUUCCCAUAACACCUCCGAAUGUAAGAGUGUUAAGGGAGUAAUCCGGCAGAUGAUAGACAGUGGAGAGCUGGGCAAGGAUUACUUGCAGAAAGCCCAGGAGAAGAGUCAUCAAUGGGUUAGGCCAGCUGCCCCGGGAGAUGGCCGGGACAACGACCGGCGGAGGAAUAACCGGCCAAGGGAGCGGCAACCUGCUCCCGGAAAAGAGCACAUCGGCAUGAUCUUCGGCGGACCCGAAGGUGGAGAUUCAGCCACGCAGCGGAAGAACUGGGUUCGGAGCAUUUACGUUGGAGAGGUAAGUGCUGAACCGCCCAGGCGUAAACAUACUAGGAGGGAGCCUAUCGUCUUCACUGACCGGGAUCUCCCUCCUACUGGUGAAGAUCACAAUGAUCCAUUGGUCAUCACCAUGGACAUUAAUGGGGUGGAUGUCGCCCGGGUACUUGUUGACACCGGCAGCAGUGUCAACAUCUUAUACCUCGAGACCUUCCAAAAACUCAGGUUGUGUCGAACACAACUUGAACCCCUCAAAACCCCUCUCUCAGGCUUCACGUGGGACACCGUUGAAGUUGAAGGAUCCAUAGUUCUACCGGUCGAACUAGGAUCAGGUGAAAAGACCGUGUGGAAGAAGAUGCGGUUCAUAGUUGUAGACAUCAAAUGCGUCCACAACGCAAUUCUUGGAAGGCCAGGCAUCAACAGAGUCGGGGCGGUGAUUUCCAUGCCUCAUCUAUGCAUGAAGUUCCACACUCCAGGCGGUGUGGGUGAGGGAGAGACCCGGGAGAAACUGGAGCCCGAGACUGAGACGAUGGAAAUCGAACUUCACCCGGGUGAUUCUUCGAGGAUGGUCAGAAUUGGAGCAAAUCUCCCCGAGGAUCUCAAAGCACAGAUUACGCGGGUCCUCCAAGAAUACGCGGGCAUAUUCGCAAGGAGCGUGGCGGAUAUGCCCAGGAUAGAUCGCUCUGUUAUCUGCCACCGGUUGGCCGUGAGGGAGGGAAGUCGACCGGUACGACAGAAGAAGCGGUACCUGGCCAAUGACCGGCAAGAGUUUGUCAAGAAGGAAGUGAAGGACCUCCUCAGUGUUGACUUACCGGUCAACAAGCCCACUGAGCAAUGGUGGGAGAUGACAGUUGACGGGGCAUCCGGUCCUAGGGGAUACGGGGGUGGUAUCGUGUUCACCACCCCAGAAGGGUUCAAGAUCUACCAUGCAAUCGUCUUCAACUUCAAGCUGACGAACAACGAGGCAAAGUAUGAAGCUCUGGCUGGAGGGCUCAGACUUGCCCAAGCCCUGAAAAUCAGCCGGAGGGACCUUGUACUCGCCCUGUUGAAAGGCUUCGAAGAGUUCAAGAUCGCCCAAAUUCCCCGGGCAGAUAACGCGGAUGCAGACCUUCUCUCCAAAUUGACGCAGUAUGCACCCGAGCAUGUUUCAAAACUUGCCCGGGUAGAGAUCCUUGACCGUGCAAGCAUCGAAAAAUUGGAAGUCGCUGCUAUAACGGCCAGAAGCCCAUUUGACUGGUCAAACCUGGUCGGGGCGGACGACCAUUGGAUGUAUGAUCUGAUGGAAUAUUUGAUGGAUGGGAGCUUGCCAGAACAAGAUGACCGGGCAAGAAAAGUGAAGCUCAGGGCACCCCGAUUCCAGGUUCUUGAUGGAAAGCUGUAUAAAAGGGCGUUUGGGGGGCCACUUCUGAGAUGUCUGACCAACCGGGAGGCUGAGCGAGUCAUAGCGGAGGUUCACGAAGGCGUAUGCGCGGCGCAUCAAAUGUCCCCAAGGCUGCCCAUCGAGGCUGAAUUUCCCACGUUUCGGGAGUCAAAUUAUCAACCCCAGCAGAAUGAGGAAGAUCACUUGGCUGAACUCAACUUGGUCGAAGAGCGGAGAAUGGCCGCGGAAGUUAAAAUGAGUACAUACCAACAAGUUGUGAAGAAGUACCAUGACAACAAGGUUGGGCCGCGGUACUUCCAAGUUGGAGAUGAAGUCCUACGAAGAAGAGAAGCAAGUAGACCCGGCGAUGGAGGAAAGCUGGCAAAAAACUGGGAAGGCCCAUACAGGGUUAGAGCCAUCAUUCGACCGGGAACGUAUCGGUUAGAAACUUUAGAUGGUGUACCGGUAGAAAGAACUUGGAAUUCCCACCAUCUUCGCAAGUUCUACAAAUGAUUGUAAUACUAGGCGAGGCCUAACUACAUUAUCAAUCAAAGUGAUGUUCAAUA
Messenger RNA from Cuscuta campestris, 3872 nucleotides. NCBI's taxonomy places the organism in Eukaryota, Viridiplantae, Streptophyta, Magnoliopsida, Solanales, Convolvulaceae. The record is from the annotation of a GenBank genome assembly.